GGGCCGGGCUUCAGGGCCCCGAGGCUGUGGUUGUGUACCCAGGGACCGGUGAGCACCAGGCUCCAGUCCGUCCACCUGCUGGGCCCUUGGCAGGGCAUUUCCGGCCGGACACCCGAGUGGUGUGCCUUGCCCGGUGUCCGUGAGGACCAGACGGACCGCGGAAGCCCACUACGCCCCUCUCCCUCCCUCCUGCUCUCCGAGGGCACUGGGGGAUGGGACCGACCCAGGUUGCUGGCCCAGGGGCAGAGCCCCCAUCCGAAUCCAGAUCCAGCCCUUGGUUGGCUGUGGCUCCCAUGUCUUUCCCGGGGCCCUGGGCAUCGUCUGCUGCUGGACUCCUGCCCUCCUCAACCCUGUGGUGGGAGACAUUUGGCCUCGGGGUGGGCGGGUGGUAGCAGAUCUUGGCAUCCUCUCUUCCCUGCCCUAGAUUACCAGAGGAGGCUUCUGGAGGAGCCCCUGCGGCACUCCGACUUCUUCAAGGUUAAGGAGCUGUUUUCUUUGAAAAGCCUCUUCGAUGCCCGUGUGCACCUGGGACAUAAAGCCGGCUGUCGGCACAGGUUUAUGGAGCCGUACAUCUUCGGGAGCCGCCUGGAGCAGGACAUCAUCGACCUUGAGCAGACCGCCUUGCACCUCCAGCUGGCCUUGAACUUCACCGCCCACGUGGCCUACCGCAAGGGCAUCAUUCUGUUUGUGAGCCGUAACCGGCAGUUCUCAUACCUGAUCGAGAACAUGGCCCGGGACUGUGGCGAGUACGCGCACACUCGCUACUUCAAGGGGGGCCUGCUGACCAAUGCCCCGCUGCUCUUUGGCCCCACUGUCUGCCUGCCCGACCUCAUCGUCUUCUUGCACACGCUCAACAAUGUCUUCGAGCCACAUGUGGCUAUAAGAGACGCGGCCAAGAUGAACAUCCCCACGGUGGGUGUCGUGGAUACCAACUGCAACCCCUGCCUCAUCACCUACCCCAUCCCUGGCAACGACGACUCUCCGUCAUCUGUGCACCUCUUCUGCAGACUCUUCCGGGCCACCGUCAUCCGGGCCAAGGAGAAGCGCAAGCAGAUGGAGGCCCUGCUUCGGCUGCAGGACCCAAAGGGGGCCGAGGGGCCGCAAGAUCCCCUUCCCAGGCAGCCGUGAGCUGUUCCUGCUCCCCUGCAAGGCAGCCAAGCCAGCCUGUCCUUUGCCCAGUCCGGGCCCCGUCAGCACCCUCACUCCUUAGAGGCAUCGGGGAUUUUGCUGUAAGGACAGCACUCAGCCCGUUGGCAGGGUACAGCCAUGCUGGGGCCGAGCAGCUGGGGGCUCCUCUGCAUCUUCUCCAUGGCGGUCCGGCACGGAAGCAAACUCGCUGGCUGCAGUUGGGAUUUGAACCCUGUACCUCAAUUGCUGGAGGAGGUGUUUCUCCUCACUUUAGGGCUGGGGUGGAGCUCGGUGGUAGAGCACUGUGCCCCCCACCAAGAGUCCUUUAAAAAUCUCUCACCCUCAGAAGCCCUCGCUUCUGCCUUGACAUUGGAGCUUUGUUUGGAAGGGUCAGCUGCCAGCUCUUUUCUUUUCAACCAAGACGCCCUUGCUGUGCUUCUGCAGCGGCCCGAUGUGGGGGCUGUUGUAUGACAGCAGCAGGAGCCACAGGACAGCUGCCCGCUGGGGUGGGGCAGGCCGGCAGGACAGGUGACAGAACCGCAGCAGAAAUAAAACUUGACCUGGGU
Messenger RNA from Fukomys damarensis (Damara mole-rat), 1694 nucleotides. It is a transcript of the gene Mrps2, whose product is annotated as mitochondrial ribosomal protein S2. Lineage: Eukaryota; Metazoa; Chordata; Mammalia; Rodentia; Bathyergidae. Gene Ontology annotation, cellular component: mitochondrial small ribosomal subunit; ribosome. The annotation marks the transcript as partial. The record is from RefSeq and is a predicted model, not a curated record. Gene Ontology annotation, molecular function: structural constituent of ribosome. Gene Ontology annotation, biological process: translation. The transcript has 2 exons.